AUGGCCGACCUCGUCCGAAUCCUACCGUCCUUCCCAACCGGCAACUUCUCUGGCCUUCUCCCCACGAUCGAGAACCACUCCCUCACCACCGCCGACCUGCUCACCUUGCACCCGGGCGACAUAGCCAAGCAGACCCGACUGCCCAUUCUCGACCUGAAGCGUCUCGUCGCCGCCAUACAAGCAUGUCUUUCCGAUGACGUCGGUCCUCCAAAGAAGCUCACUUCUCCUCCUGUUCCUCCUCCUCCUCCUCCUCUUUCCACCAUCGCACCAUCAUUAAGGCCACCGUCAUCAUUGAUCAGCACGCUGGACCCUGAUCUGGACGCCGCUCUGGGCGGAGGCGUCCCGACAGGUCGGAUUACCGAAUUCGUCGGCGAGAGCGGUGUGGGAAAGACCCAAUUCCUCCUAUCGCUGUCGCUGGCCGUCCAGCUCCCCAGCCCGCACGGCCUGUCCCGCUCGGCGCUGUACAUUUCCACCGAGUCCGGACUCCCCACGACGCGGCUGGUGCAGAUGCUGAGGACCAACCCGACGCUGGUGGCCGCCUCUUCUUCUCCUCACCAGGACGGCCGCCCCUCGUCGGACAAUAUCCGCUGCACCGUCCUCGCAGACCUCGAGUCCCAGGAUCACAUACUGCAGUACCAGCUCCCCGUGCUGAUAGACCGUCACGACGUAGGGCUCGUGGUCAUCGACUCCGUCGCGGCCAAUUACCGCGCCGAGUUCGAGCGGCACGACGGUCAGGAGGCCCAACCGGCACCGUCGCGCGGCUCCAACAUGGCCGCCCGCAGCGCCGACCUCGUCCGUCUGGGCGCCCUCCUUCGCGACCUGGCCCGUCGUCACAACCUGGCCGUCGUGGUGGCGAACCAGGUGUCCGAUCGCUUCUCGUCCCCGUACCCAUCCUCUUUCCUUCCUCGUCCCGCGUCCUACCCCUACGCUACGCAGGAGACGCCCCUGGCCUCGCGGGGUACCAGGAUGCCGAGCAGCAGCAUUAGCAGCAGCAUGGGUAUGGAUGCCACGCCUUUCUUCAUGCCUCCCGCCGAGGACCCUCCCCCGCCGCCCGUCCUCGCCCUCGACCAUCAGCAGAGGUGGUUCACUGGGUGGGGAGAUGAUCCGACCGACGGUCUGCCGCCCAAGAAUCCCAGUCUGGGGCUCGUGUGGACCACGCAGAUCGCCUGCCGUGUUGCCUUGUUCAAGUCGCCUGUUUACGGCCAGCCGAGACGUAUAGCUCCUCGUGUUACGACUGGUGACGACGACGGCGGCGGCGGCGACGACAAUGACGGUUGCAGCCAUGCUGCAGAAGCGGCGGCGCCUACACUGAGGACUUGGAAACGAUGGAUGAAGGUCGUUUUCGCUCCGCAUACGAGGGCUUCCGGCAAAGGAACGGAUGGGGCUGUCAGAUUCGACAUUACGCCUUCUGGUCUCAGGGCUGUCAAGUAG
Geosmithia morbida is the source of this 1431-nucleotide messenger RNA. RefSeq names its product DNA repair protein RAD57. The transcript has a single exon. Gene Ontology annotation, biological process: t-circle formation; resolution of mitotic recombination intermediates; telomere maintenance via recombination. Gene Ontology annotation, cellular component: Rad51C-XRCC3 complex; replication fork. The record is from RefSeq and is a predicted model, not a curated record. NCBI's taxonomy places the organism in Eukaryota, Fungi, Ascomycota, Sordariomycetes, Hypocreales, Bionectriaceae. The coding region runs from base 1 to 1431 and encodes 476 amino acids. Gene Ontology annotation, molecular function: ATP binding; four-way junction DNA binding; ATP hydrolysis activity.